Messenger RNA from Knipowitschia caucasica, 1350 nucleotides. The record is from the annotation of a GenBank genome assembly. Lineage: Eukaryota; Metazoa; Chordata; Actinopteri; Gobiiformes; Gobiidae.
AUGCGUGAGUGUGUCUCAGUACACGUGGGCCAGGCCGGUGUGCAGAUCGGAAACGCCUGCUGGGAGCUGUUUUGUUUGGAACAUGGCAUUCAGCCUGACGGACAGAUGCCCAGCAAUAAGACUGUGGGAGGAGGAGACGACGCCUUUAACACCUUCUUCAGUGAAACGGGAGCUGGGAAACACGUCCCCAGAGCUGUGUUUGUGGAUCUGGAGCCCACCGUCAUUGAUGAGGUGCGAACAGGAACCUACCGCCAGCUGUUCCACCCGGAGCAGCUCAUCACUGGGAAGGAGGACGCUGCUAAUAACUAUGCUCGCGGUCACUACACCGUCGGGAAAGAGAUCAUCGAUGUUGUCCUGGACCGCAUCAGGAAACUGUCGGAGCAGUGCACUGGGCUGCAGGGCUUCCUGGUGUUCCACAGUUUCGGUGGAGGCACUGGCUCAGGAUUCACCUCGCUGCUGAUGGAGCGUCUGUCUGUGGACUUUGGGAAGAAGUCAAAGUUAGAGUUCGCCAUCUACCCGGCGCCACAGGUGUCCACUGCGGUGGUGGAGCCGUACAACGCCAUCCUGACCACGCACACCACUCUGGAGCACUCGGACUGCGCCUUCAUGGUGGACAACGAGGCCGUGUACGACAUCUGCCGGCGCAACCUGGACAUCGAGCGCCCCACCUACACCAACCUGAACCGUCUGAUGAGCCAGAUAGUGUCCUCCAUCACCGCCUCCCUGCGCUUCGACGGCGCCCUGAACGUGGACCUCACAGAGUUCCAGACAAACCUGGUGCCGUAUCCUCGCAUCCACUUCCCACUGGCUACAUACGCUCCGGUCAUCUCAGCGGAGAAGGCUUUCCACGAGCAACUGACCGUGUCAGAGAUUACCAGCGCCUGUUUUGAACCCGCCAAUCAGAUGGUGAAGUGCGACCCUCGCCACGGCAAGUACAUGGCGUGUUGCCUGCUGUACCGCGGGGACGUGGUUCCCAAAGACGUCAACUCUGCCAUCGCCUCCAUCAAGAACAAACGCACUGUGCAGUUUGUGGACUGGUGUCCCACCGGCUUCAAGGUGGGCAUCAACUACCAGCCGCCCACUGUGGUCCCAGGAGGAGACCUGGCCAAGGUCCAGAGAGCCGUCUGCAUGAUGAGCAACACCACCGCCAUCGCCGAGGCCUGGGCUCGACUCGACCACAAGUUUGACCUGAUGUACGCUAAGAGGGCCUUCGUCCACUGGUAUGUGGGGGAGGGCAUGGAGGAGGGGGAGUUCUCUGAGGCCAGGGAGGACAUGGCAGCCCUGGAGAAGGACUAUGAGGAGGUGGGCGCUGACUCUGUGGAGGAGGGAGAGGAGGGAGAGGAGUACUGA